This is a messenger RNA of Medioppia subpectinata, 915 nucleotides long. The record is from the annotation of a GenBank genome assembly. NCBI's taxonomy places the organism in Eukaryota, Metazoa, Arthropoda, Arachnida, Sarcoptiformes, Oppiidae.
UUUGGGCACAACCUUCCCGUCCGAUCGCAACAACUUAUACCACAAUUAUGUGACAAAAAUAUACAACAAUUCAUAACUGGCGUUGACUUUGUGUUGGCUAUCACUGAUAACAAAACUGUGUAUGGUUGGGGUGUUAAUGACCAUGGGCAGUUGGCUAGACAACUUUGUUCAGAUCAUAUACGUGAAAUAUAUUGCGGUUAUUAUCAUUCACUGGCGCUAACCAGUGAUGGCCGGGUAUACGCGUGGGGGCAGAAUAUGUUUGGCCAAAUAGGGUGCACAGACGUUGACCAUGGUAGCGUAGAUGUUCCCAAAGAAUUAUGCUUUAGUGAAAACUGCCAAAUCAAUAGUGUCUACUGUUCACUCUACUCGUCAUUUGCCAUCACAACUGAUGGACAGGUGUUUAGUUGGGGUCGAAAUCAUUGGUAUAAUUUGGGACACAAUGACCACAAUGUGUUGACACCCCGUAUAAUACCGGGUGUUUGUAAUGUGCAAACUGUUCGCUCAAAUGGCAAUCAAACCUGUUUUCUAACUCGCGAUGGUUUUGUGUAUAUUUGCGGUCAAUAUCAUGAAAAUGAAUUGAGCUUGAUGCAAAAAUUACCAAUUAUAAUACCAACUUUAAAUAUGUGCACUGAAUUAGAUCUAAAUGAUUACCGCAACAAAUGUAGUAACUAUUUGAAUGAAAUGUUUGAAAUAAUUGGACAAUUAUCCGAUGGUAAACUAAAUUCUGGAGAGCACAAUCAAUUUUAUGCGGAAUUAAAUCACUUAGUGACUGUCCGGUCUGAAUACGUGGUCAAAUACAUAGACUCGCGGUUUGAGGGGAAUCUAUAUUACAUACAAAUGGAGUUGUGUUCGGAUAGUCUUCGAAAUAUUUUAAAGAAAAACUCGACGUUUUUCCCCGAGAAUUGGGACAACCGA